Hevea brasiliensis (rubber tree) is the source of this 1330-nucleotide messenger RNA. Its product is annotated as Golgi SNAP receptor complex member 1-1. Lineage: Eukaryota; Viridiplantae; Streptophyta; Magnoliopsida; Malpighiales; Euphorbiaceae. The transcript is spliced from 6 exons. Gene Ontology annotation, cellular component: cis-Golgi network; SNARE complex; Golgi membrane. Gene Ontology annotation, molecular function: SNAP receptor activity. The record is from RefSeq and is a predicted model, not a curated record. The coding region runs from base 406 to 1044 and encodes 212 amino acids. Gene Ontology annotation, biological process: endoplasmic reticulum to Golgi vesicle-mediated transport; vesicle fusion.
GACUAGAGGCAACCAAUGAAAUGAAUUUGGAAUUACGCAACCCUCCGCCCCACAAUUGCCGUUGAGGGAGCGGACCAUCUGUCUCCGUCCGCAAACAAACCACCCUCUCCCUCUCCAUUUUUUUUCCUCUGUUCAUCCAUCAGAUCUCAGAUAUCAACCCCUCCAUUUACACAAGAAAAUAUACAUAUUUUUUUUGAGAGAAUUUCUCAUUUCCUUUCGUUAUUUUGUUCAUUCUUUCAACAAGAAGAAGACGAAGGGGACUGAUUCCAAAUGGAUGUGCCUAGCUCAUGGGACGCGUUACGCAAGCAGGAGUGCACAUACUUAUUUCCUCAUGUGGCAAAACCAUCUCUUAACCAACCUCUUUGCUAAUUAAUAUCUUUUUAUGUCUUGAAACAUGGACUUGUCAUGGCAAGAAAACUUGAAGCUCAGUUGGAUGAGCAGAUGAAUUCAUACCGUAAACUGGUUUCUGCAAAAGCUUCUACAAAAGUUGAUGCUGCUGAGAAUGAUCUUGAAUCUGGGAUAGACCGACUACUGAAGCAACUCCAACAAGUGAAUUCACAGAUGCAAGCUUGGGUGUCAUCUGGAGGAUCAGAAAUGGUUUCUCACACCUUGACUCGCCAUCAAGAAAUUCUUCAAGAUCUUACUCAGGAGUUUCAUCGCCUCCGCUCCAGCCUCAUAGCCAAGCAAGAACAUGCUUCACUCCUUGAGGAUUUUAGGGAGUUUGAUCGAACUAGAUUAGACUUGGAAGAUGGUGUAGGUUCUACAGAGCAAGCUCUUCUUAGAGAGCAUGCAUCCAUUAGCCGAGGUACAGGACAGAUGGAUAAUGUGAUUUCACAAGCUCAAGCAACUCUUGGUGCACUUGUUCUUCAACGAUCUACUUUUGGGGGAAUCAAUUCAAAGCUCAGCAAUGUUACCAGCCGCCUUCCAACGGUAAAUCACAUUCUCACUGCAAUAAGGAGGAAAAAGUCGAUGGAUACCAUAAUACUUUCCCUAGUUGCAUCAGUGUGCACUUUUCUGAUGUUCAUUUAUUGGCUGACCAAGUAAGAAUAUUAUGUUGUAUUCCUAGGGGUACUUGUGGUGAACCAACCCUAUCCUUGACUAGGACUGUUCACAUGUCGGAUUGAGUCAAACAUGCUUUUGAUGUUCUUUCUUUGAUUAAGGAGGGUUGUGGUUUUGUGAAGCAUAUGGUGAUAUAUCUUUGGUGGAUAAUACAUUAUAUUUUUAUCUUCGUAACCGUAAUGAUACGUCUUGUAAAGGUGAAUAGAAAAUUUGUUUAGACAGAGAUGGUUAAUGGGCGGCUGAAAUUGAGAUAUGGUGUUAUUCUUGAACA